Cavia porcellus (domestic guinea pig) is the source of this 3370-nucleotide messenger RNA. It is a transcript of the gene Folh1, whose product is annotated as folate hydrolase 1. The record is from RefSeq and is a predicted model, not a curated record. NCBI's taxonomy places the organism in Eukaryota, Metazoa, Chordata, Mammalia, Rodentia, Caviidae. Gene Ontology annotation, molecular function: carboxypeptidase activity. Gene Ontology annotation, cellular component: plasma membrane. The coding region runs from base 41 to 2296 and encodes 751 amino acids. The transcript has 19 exons.
GGUCCGCGCGGGGCGUGCGCGCGGCGGGGCGCAGUCGGAGAUGUGGAACCCGCUGCAGGAGGCCGACGCGGCCGCGGGGGCCGGGCGCCGCUCGCGCUGGCUGUGCGCCGGGGCGCUGGGGCUGGCGGGCGGCCUCCUCCUGCUCGGCUUCCUCCUCGGGUGGUUUUUAAAAUCUUCUAAUGAAGCUACUAACAUUGCUCCACAGCAUGGCAUGAAGAAGGCAUUUUUGAAUGGGUUGAAAGCUGAGAACAUCAAGGAAUUCCUAUACAAUUUUACACGAGUACCACAUUUAGCAGGAACAGAACAAAACUUUCAGCUUGCAAAGCAAAUUCAAUCCCAGUGGAAAGAAUUUGGCCUGGACUCUGUUGAGUUAGCCCAUUAUGAUGUCCUGUUGUCCUACCCAAGCAAGACUCAUCCCAACUACAUCUCAGUAAUCAAUGAGGAUGGAAGUGAGGUUUUCAACACCUCAUUAUUUGAACCACCACCCCCAGGGUAUGAAAAUGUCUCAGACAUCGUACCACCUUUCAGUGCCUUCUCUCCACAGGGAGUGCCAGAGGGGGAUCUAGUGUAUGUUAACUAUGCACGAAUUGAAGACUUCUUUAAACUGGAGCAGGACAUGAAGAUUAAUUGCUCUGGGAAGAUUGUGAUUGCCAGAUAUGGGAAAAUUUUCAGAGGAAAUAAGGUUAAAAACGCUCAGCUGGCAGGGGCCAAAGGAGUCAUUCUGUACUCAGAUCCUGCUGAUUACUUUGCUCCUGGGGUGGCAUCCUAUCCGGAUGGAUGGAAUCUUCCUGGAGGUGGUGUCCAGCGUGGAAAUAUAUUAAAUCUUAAUGGUGCAGGGGACCCUCUCACACCAGGUUACCCAGCAAAUGAAUAUGCUUAUAGGCAUGGAAUUACAGAGGCUGUUGGCCUUCCACAUAUUCCUGUUCAUCCAAUUGGAUACUAUGAUGCACAGAGGCUGCUAGAACACAUGGGAGGCUCAGCACCACCAGACAGCAGCUGGAAAGGAAGUCUCCAAGUGCCCUACAACGUGGGACCUGGCUUUACUGGAAACUUUUCUACACAGAAAGUCAGGAUGCACAUCCAUUCCAGCAGUGAAGUAACCAGAAUUUACAACGUGAUCGGUACCCUCAGAGGAGCAGUGGAACCAGAUCGGUAUGUCAUCCUUGGGGGCCACCGGGACUCGUGGGUGUUUGGCGGCAUUGACCCUCAGAGCGGAGCUGCUGUGGUUCAUGAAAUCGUGAGAAGCUUUGGGACACUGAAAAAGGAAGGAUGGAGGCCUAGAAGAACAAUUUUGUUUGCAAGCUGGGAUGCAGAAGAAUAUGGUCUUCUUGGUUCUACUGAGUGGGCAGAGGAGAAUUCCAGGCUCCUUCAGGAACGUGGUGUGGCUUAUAUUAAUGCUGAUUCUUCUAUAGAAGGAAACUACACUCUAAGGGUUGAUUGUACACCACUGAUGUACAGCUUGGUAUACAAUCUAACAAAAGAGCUGCAGAGCCCCGAUGAAGGCUUCGAAGGCAAGUCUCUUUAUGAGAGCUGGAGUGAGAAAAGUCCUUCCCAUGAGCUCAGUGGCGUACCCAGGAUUAGCAAACUGGGGUCUGGUAAUGAUUUUGAAGUGUUCUUCCAGAGACUUGGAAUUGCUUCCGGCAGAGCACGCUAUACUAAAAAUUGGGAAACAAACAAAUUCAGCAACUAUCCUCUAUACCAUAGUGUCUAUGAAACUUACGAGUUGGUGGAAAAAUUUUAUGAUCCAACGUUUAAAUACCACCUCACUGUGGCCCAGGUUCGAGGAGGGAUGGUGUUUGAACUGGCCAAUUCCGUAGUGCUCCCUUUCAAUUGUCAAGAUUAUGCUGUAGUUUUAAAAAAAUACGCUGACAAAAUCUACAAUAUUUCGAUGAAAUAUCCACAGGAAAUGAAAACAUACAGUGUAUCAUUUGAUUCGCUGUUUUCUGCAAUAAACAAUUUUACAGAAAUAGCUUCUAAGUUCAACAAGCGACUUCAAAGCUUAGACAAAAGCAACCCCAUACUAUUGAGAAUUAUGAAUGACCAACUGAUGUUUCUGGAACGAGCAUUCAUUGAUCCUUUAGGGUUACCAGACAGACCUUUCUAUAGGCACAUCAUCUAUGCUCCAAGCAGCCACAACAAGUAUGCAGGGGAAUCAUUCCCAGGAAUUUAUGAUGCUCUCUUUGAUAUUAAAAGCAAGACAGAUCCUUCAAAGGCCUGGGCAGAAGUGAAGAGACAGAUUUCUAUUGCAGCCUUCACAGUGCAGGCUGCAGCAGGGACACUGAGAGAAGUAGCCUAGGAGAACACUGGAAAGAGGUCCUGCUGAAUGGCUGUGAUACACUGAAAAAUAAAAGUGUGAGAUUAUAGGUAUAUAUAUGUGUGUCAUAAGUAUGCAUGUGUAGACAUAUACUUUUUUCUUCUCAUUGUAAACCAUUCAAGAAAAAUGGACAAUUGUUAUUGUAUAGUUAUAGAAUGCAUUCUGCAGUUGAAAAGUUGAACUCAUGUUAAAACUAAGAACAGCUCCAUCUAGCAAUGCUUAUCUAUCACAUCAGAACAUCAAGUCUAAUACAGCACUUCCAGAUCUAACCAUGUCACUGCACACGAGAAAAACACCAGUCCUGAGCACACUGUGUCAGGACACACACAGGGCAGCUCCCCCAGAUGCCUAGGCCCUGGGGGACCUAGACACCCCAGCAUGGGAGGAUUUCUCCCCACCAUACCUACUGGGAAGUUCUGAGCUAAACCCACUUCUAGUAAAUGUAGCCACUUUAUACUGUAAAGGACAAUACUUUUUUAUUAUUUAUUUAAUCUGUUCAUCUGUAGUACAUAAUGUUUAUGUUUCUUGUGUAGAGUUUAUGCAUGUACACAUUUUAAUUCCUUUAUUUGUUGCCCUUCCCUUCCCUUCCUCCCUUCCCCCUCCACUUAUCUCUUGAUCCCCUGCCUUUUUUAAGAAACAUCUAGCCAGGUAUUGUGACACACACCUAUAAUCCCAGCACUCCGGAGGCUGAGGCGAAAGGGUUGCUGAGUUUAAGGCCAGCCUGGGCUACAUAAUGAGUUCAGUGCCAGCCUGAACGGCAUAGUGACACACUGUCUCAAACAAACAAACAAACAAUAUAUAACAUAAAUAAAUAGAUAAUGUAAAAUAACAAAACGGACAUUUGUAAACUAAAUAGCCCUAUUGAAAAAGGACCAUUUUCAAUUGUUGUUGAUUUUCUUGUGCUACUGACUAGUGUGCUUCUUGUGCCAGAAAUAAUCAAUUUCUUGAAUUUUAUAUUUAUUUCUUGUUUUUAUGAAUUUACCACACAUGACUGUAUCCCUUAUGUUUCAGCUUUGUAUAUAUUCUGAUUUUAUAAUUAAACUCAUACUAUGUGCA